Molecule: messenger RNA, 3650 nt
Organism: Triticum dicoccoides
Lineage: Eukaryota; Viridiplantae; Streptophyta; Magnoliopsida; Poales; Poaceae
Product: probable LRR receptor-like serine/threonine-protein kinase At3g47570
Exons: 2
Coding region: 28-3315 (1095 amino acids)
Biological process (GO): protein phosphorylation
Molecular function (GO): protein kinase activity; receptor serine/threonine kinase binding; ATP binding
Source: RefSeq, a predicted model, not a curated record
CUCAUCUCUCUCGGGUUAGCUAGCUCAAUGACCACUCUAUCAUCAUCAUCAUCAUCUGCCCUCAUUUCUAUCAUCGUAGUACUACUACUGCUAGUAUUACCACCAGCCAUCUCGGCUUCUUCUCCAACGAUGACCAAUGGUCGCGCCGGCAGCGACACUGACCUUGCCGCGCUGCUGGCUUUCAAAGCCAAGGUCUCCGACCCAGGUGGCGUCUUGUCCGGCAACUGGACAGCUGGUACGUCCUUCUGCCACUGGGUUGGUGUCUCGUGCAGCCGGCGCAGGCAGCGCGUCACUGCUGUUGAGCUACCGGACGUUUCCCUAUAUGGAUCUCUUGCUCCUCAUCUUGGUAACCUCUCCUUCCUCUCUGUGCUAAACCUCAAUAAUACCAACCUCACCGGGUCAAUUCCCAACGAGAUUGGAAGACUGCAUCGCCUCAAGUUUUUAUAUCUUGGGUGCAAUAGCCUGUCAGGUAGCAUCCCUACUAGCAUAGGAAACCUAACAAGGCUUCAAGUUCUUGCCCUAUAUCUUAACCAUCUCUCUGGUUCAAUUCCGGCAGAGCUACAGAACCUACACAGUCUUGGCAAUUUGAAUCUCUUCGGGAAUUACCUUAGUGGCUCAAUACCAAGUAAUCUAUUCAACAAUACUUCUUUAUUAAGUUUUCUGAACUUUGGCAACAACAGCUUGACAGGGCCAAUACCAUAUAGCAUUGGCUCCUUGCAGAUCCUCGAGUUCUUUAGCGUACAAGCCAAUACUCUUACUGGACCGGUGCCUCCAGCAAUCUUCAACAUGUCUAAACUAUAUUUUAUCAGUUUCGCUUUAAACUACAACUUAACAGGUUCAAUCCCCAACAACCAAAGUUUUAGUCUCCCGGUGCUAGAAGAAAUCGAAAUCCAAGGUAAUAGUUUCACAGGUCAGAUUCCAUUGGGCUUUGCAUCUUGUCCAUACCUCCAAACUCUUUCCCUUGGCGAGAACUCAUUUGAAGGUGUUGUUCCAACAUGGUUGGCCAAACUGACUCAACUCAGCUUCCUAUUCCUCAAUGAUAACGACCUUGUCGGUACAAUACCUGUUGUACUUGGCAACAUGACUUCUCUAAGUGUUCUAGAACUGGGAUCAUGCAAUUUGAUCGGGCCCAUUCCGGUAGAAAUUGGACAGCUAGGUCAACUCUCAGUCUUGAUUAUUGGAUAUAAUCAACUAACUGGAUCCAUUCCAGCUUCUCUUGGUAACUUAUCUGAAUUAGCAUUCCUAGAAUUGGAAAAAAAUCUGUUGGUCGGACAGGUGCCUACAACAAUUGGAAACAUGCACUCUUUGGAGCAUUUUGAUAUUUCAAGAAAUCGCCUAAAGGGAGAUCUCAACUUCUUGUCCAUGUUUACAAAGUUUAGAAAGCUCCGGGUGCUUGCCAUCAAUUCGAAUAAUUUCACUGGUUGUAGCCUCCCUGACUAUGUAGGAAAUCUAUCGAGCCAGCUGCAAAUAUUUUUGGCGAGUGAAAUCAACUUAGUUGGGGAAAUUCCACCAACGAUUUCAAAUUUAACCGGUCUCACUACGAUAGAUCUUUCAAUAAACCAGUUGCACAGCGUAAUUCCACAAUCCAUCAUGAUGAUGGAGAAUCUACAGUGGCUUGAGCUCGAUACAAAUAACUUGUUUGGCCCCAUCCCAUCUCAGAUUACAAUGCUAAAAAAUCUAGAAGCUUUGGUCCUGUACGACAAUGAAUUCACUGGUUCCAUACCAGAUUACAUUGGUAACCUCAGCAGGUUAGAACACCUAGUGUUAUCUGGUAACCAGUUAUCAUCCACUAUACCACCAAGUUUGUUUCAUCUUGAUAGUCUCCUUCAGCUAGAUCUAUCUCAAAACCUUUUGAAUGGCACAUUGCCAGUUGACAUAGGCUAUUUGAAACAAAUUAAUCACAUUGAUAUCUCUACCAACCAUUUGGUCGGUAGCCUCCCAGAUUCAAUUGGACAACUCCAAAUGAUAUCCUUCUUUAACAUAUCACACAAUUCGUUUGGUAAUUCGAUUCCUAACUCUUUUGCCAAACUAACCAGCUUGCAAACUUUGGACUUAUCCCAUAACCACAUCUCUGGUACCAUCCCAAAGUACCUAGCCAAUUUUACUAUCCUCACAAGUCUGAACCUCUCUUACAAUAACCUACAAGGACAGAUACCCGAAGGAGGUGUUUUCUCAAACAUCAGCCUGCAAUCCUUGAUGGGGAACUCGGGGCUAUGUGGUGCUUCAGCUUUUGGAUUUUCACGGUGUCCACGUAACACUACCCAAGGAAAAAGCGACCACAUGCUGAAAAUUUUGCUCCCUACAGUCAUCGUAGUAACUGGAGUUGUGGCUUUAUGCAUAUAUGCAAUGAUCAAAAAGAAAAUUAAGAGGCAUCAAGGGAUGACAGUGUCUGCUGGCAUGGUUAGCCAUCAGUUGGUCUCCUACCAUGACCUUGUUCGUGCCACUCAAAAUUUUAGCGAGAGCAACUUGUUGGGGUCUGGAAGCUUUGGAAAAGUUUUUAAGGGCCAACUAAGCAAUGGUGUGGUGGUUGCAAUAAAGGUUCUUGACAUGCAGUUGGAACAAGCCAUUAGAAGCUUCGAUGCCGAGUGUGGUGUGCUACGCAUGAUGCGCCACCGCAACUUGAUAAAGAUUCUCAACACCUGCUCCAACCUUGAUUUCAGAGCGUUGGUGCUGCCAUACAUGCCCAAUGGCAGCUUAGAAAUGCUCCUUCACUACUCUGGAGGCACAAGGAACUUGGGGUUCCUUGAGAGGUUGGGCAUCUUGCUCGACGUGUCCAUGGCAAUGGAGUAUCUGCACCAUGAGCACCACCAGGUGAUCUUGCACUGUGACCUGAAGCCAAGCAAUGUGUUGUUCGACAAGGACAUGACGGCACAUGUUGUAGACUUUGGCAUCGCAAGGCUGUUACUUGGUGAUAAUAGCUCCGUGAUUUAUUCGAGCAUGCCCGGAACUGUUGGCUACAUGGCACCAGAGUAUGGGUCCAUUGGAAGAGCAUCGAGAAAGAGCGAUGUCUUCAGCUACGGAAUCAUGCUACUUGAAGUCUUGACUGGAAGGAGACCCACAGAUGCAUUUUUUGUUGGAGAUCUCAGCCUCAGAAAGUGGGUGCUUGAGGCGUUUCCUAGGGAGGUUGUCAAUGUCGUGGAUGACCAGUUACUAUGUGGCUCUUCUUCGAGUGUCAGCUUGGAAGGCUUUCUUGUGCCGGUGUUUGAGCUGGGCUUGCUCUGCUCCAGCGACUCGCUUGACGAGAGGAUGACAAUGAGCGACAUUGUUGUGAGGUUGAAGAAGAUUAAAGUGGAGUACACCAAAGGGACAACAUGAGCAUAGAGCAGCAAGGAGCGCCGCCCCAUGAGUGAAUUGUCAGGAAAAAAAAAAGGAACAUCAGUGGGCAUGCACCGAGCGUUGUCCCCCGACGCGUCUUGUGUCGGUGCUGCCGUUUCUGUUGAAAUUAUUAGUACUUGUAAUAACCUUGCCUUAGUUUCAAAACGGUUCUUUAAUUGAGUUGUCAUAAUGUGGGCGUAGGCUAUGUGUAUAAGCCAUGCUCCCUCCACACUCUAUCCUGUCAUGCUGGACUGCAACUUGUGAUAAGCAGACAGAGACAGGUGAUAGGGGCAUCACCUUCGUUGCUUUUUUUCCGAAAAGGGGAUGCCCCGGCC